AUGGAGCGCAAAAUCGUUGGAGAGCUGCUGUACAGCCACAUUCGGUGUGCCGACAACACGGUGGAUUCCGAUGGGAAGCCUGUCUUUGUCGAGUGCAGAGACGAGAACGGGCACUUCAAGCCCAAGUACGCUUGGUCUGACGUUACGACGGCCUUCAACGUUCGGGGGAUGGUCAUUCAUCCAGGUGGAGUCCGUGUGCGUCUGCCUGACGGAGUCUCUCGCCGACCGGCCAAGCAAGAUCAGCUGCAAGGCACGCUCAUGAUCAAGUACGACAAGGAUUGGCCCUCUGACGAGCCGUGCGGCGUCACCUUUCCGACUGGUGCAUUCGGCAAAUCACUUGGCCGCUACGUCGAUAUCUGUCCCCCCGACGACGCGCCUAGCCUGGCGCAAGUGGGUGAGCGCAUCGUCUCCGAGUGGAAGAUCGGUGGUAAACCUUUCAUCCCGCCAUUCUUUGUGAGGCCAUCUCUGCCAGAAAAUGUGGCCGUUGUCGAGGUGCAUGGUGUUAGCCCUUACGCGCUCGACAAGUUCGCCCGCGAGGCACAGGCCAUGUUCAACACGCUCGUGGAUCCGGCAUCCAAGACGCGCUCGGUUGUAUGCGACGUCUGGGCGGUAAAAUGGGAGGUGGUAAAGGGAAAGUUGGCCUACUUCGGCCGCGUCUGCUGGGUCGUCGAGGUGUUUGAUCUUGACGGAGGCAAAGUCGAUGCCGUCUCAGCUGCUCACCGUUGGCCAGGUUCGCUUCCGGGCUACUCGCUUUCGACCGUUUACGAUCUUGGAUUCAUCAAUCGCUUUCCCUACUGCACUCGGUGCAGCAACACCAUUCACGAUAUCGACAAGCGUCACACCUCGGACAAAUGUCCCAAGUUCAGUGGCACACCUUGCAAGGUAGACGAGGAGCAGCGCACAGGCUAG
Molecule: messenger RNA, 909 nt
Organism: Moesziomyces antarcticus
Lineage: Eukaryota; Fungi; Basidiomycota; Ustilaginomycetes; Ustilaginales; Ustilaginaceae
Exons: 2
Coding region: 1-909 (302 amino acids)
Source: RefSeq, a predicted model, not a curated record